CUCUCCCGCCUAUACUGUAGCGGCAUGUUACUGUCAAUCUUGUUGUGGAAAUUUUGUGUAAUGUAAGGUAUUUUAAUACAAUUUUUGAGGACAGUUUAAUUAAAACGAUUGACAAAUUAACAUGGAAACUGCCAAACCCGAAGAAACGCCUGAUACAGGCGAAAAUUCAAAUGCAUCUUCCUCUGAUACUCUUUCGAGUAGAGGUAAAAUCGAAGAUUUUGAGACAAAAUUGGAAUUGGAUAGAGGAAAAAGGUUUGAUUAUCUGCUUAAACAAACGGAAAUAUUUUCCCAUUUUAUGAUCCAACCUACAAAAACAGCAAAACCGAAGACAGGUCGGCCAAAAAAGGUCAAAGAAGAGCCUGCAGGAGCUGGGGACCAUCGUCAUCGAAAAACAGAGCAAGAAGAAGAUGAAGAGUUACUGGCAGAGACAAAUGUUAAAACUAAACCAACUGUUCGUUUUGAAUGUUCACCUCAUUACAUAAAAAAUGGUGAAAUGCGUGACUAUCAAAUCCGUGGUUUAAAUUGGAUGAUUUCAUUGUAUGAAAAUGGCAUUAAUGGCAUUUUGGCAGAUGAGAUGGGUUUGGGCAAAACACUACAAACUAUAUCAUUGCUGGGAUUUAUGAAACAUUAUAAGAGCAUUCCAGGGCCUCAUAUUGUUGUUGUACCCAAAUCAACUCUAGCAAAUUGGAUGGCAGAGUUCCAGAAAUGGUGCCCUAGCUUAAGAGCAGUGUGUCUUAUUGGAGAUCAGGAAACAAGAAAUUCUUUCAUUCGGGAUGUGAUGAUGCCAGGAGAAUGGGAUGUUUGUGUGACAUCUUACGAAAUGGUUAUAAAGGAGAAGUCUGUUUUCAAAAAGUUCAAUUGGCGCUAUCUGGUUAUUGAUGAGGCUCAUAGGAUCAAAAAUGAAAAAUCAAAACUAUCAGAAAUCUUAAGAGAAUUUAAAACUACAAAUCGCUUACUUUUAACUGGUACACCACUUCAAAACAAUCUUCACGAAUUGUGGUCACUACUUAACUUCUUGCUGCCUGAUGUAUUUAAUUCUUCUGACGAUUUUGAUGCAUGGUUUAAUACAAACCAGUGUCUUGGAGACAAUGCGCUUAUAGAGCGAUUGCACGCAGUAUUAAAACCGUUCCUAUUAAGACGUUUAAAGUCUGAGGUAGAGAAACGCCUGAAACCAAAAAAAGAACUGAAAGUAUACAUUGGACUUAGUAAGAUGCAAAGAGAAUGGUAUACCAAGGUUCUCAUGAAGGACAUUGAUGUUGUAAACGGUGCUGGAAAAAUAGAAAAGAUGAGACUGCAAAAUAUCCUUAUGCAGCUUAGAAAAUGUACAAAUCAUCCAUACCUAUUUGAUGGAGCUGAACCAGGUCCACCUUAUACUACAGAUGAGCACUUGGUUUAUAAUUGUGGUAAAAUGGUUAUUUUGGAUAAAUUGUUGCCUAGAUUGCAAGAACAAGGAUCCAGAGUGCUUAUUUUUUCUCAAAUGACAAGGAUGCUGGAUAUUUUGGAAGACUACUGUUUGUGGAGAUGUUACCAGUAUUGUCGUUUAGAUGGUCAAACACCCCAUGAAGACAGACAAAGGCAGAUCAACGAAUACAACGAACCUGGCAGUUCUAAAUUCGUUUUUAUGUUAUCAACAAGAGCUGGUGGUCUUGGUAUUAAUUUGGCUACUGCAGAUGUGGUAAUCAUUUAUGAUUCAGACUGGAAUCCUCAGAUGGAUUUACAAGCCAUGGAUAGGGCUCACAGAAUAGGGCAAAAGAAACAAGUUAGGGUGUUUAGAUUUAUUACAGAAAAUACUGUGGAAGAGAAAAUAGUGGAAAGAGCAGAAAUAAAGUUACGUUUAGAUAAAUUAGUUAUCCAACAGGGUCGUUUAACUGAUUCCAAAUCUAGUACUUUGAAUAAGGAUGAAAUGUUGAACAUGAUUAGGCACGGUGCCAACCACGUCUUUGCGUCUAAAGACUCUGAAAUCACAGAUGAAGAUAUUGACGUUAUUUUAGAAAAAGGGGAAGCUAAGACGGAAGAGUUAAAUAAAAAAUACGAGAAGCUUGGUGAGUCGUCUUUACGCAAUUUCACAGUGGACACGCCCACCGAAUCCGUCUAUCAGUUCGAAGGUGAAGAUUACCGUGAAAAACAGAAAACUCUUGGCAUUGGUAAUUGGAUCGAGCCCCCAAAACGAGAAAGAAAAGCUAAUUAUGCCGUUGACGCUUAUUUCCGUGAGGCAUUGCGAGUAUCAGAACCUAAAGCUCCUAAAGCACCCAGACCUCCAAAGCAGCCCAUCGUUCAGGACUUCCAAUUUUUUCCUCCCCGUCUGUUCGAACUUCUGGACCAAGAAAUAUACUAUUACAGAAAAACUUUGGGUUAUAAGGUGCCAAAAAACCCAGAACUUGGCCCAGAAGCCAGCAAACACCAGAAGGAGGAACAAAGGAAGAUUGACGAAUCUGAACCGCUGACUGAAGAAGAACAACAGGAAAAAGAAAGUCUUCUUACCCAGGGAUUUACUAAUUGGACGAAACGUGAUUUUAAUCAGUUUAUAAAGGCGAAUGAGAAAUAUGGACGUGACGAUAUCGAAAAUAUCGCGAAAGAAGUGGAAGGAAAGUCUCCUGAAGAAGUGAUGGAAUAUUCUGCCGUAUUUUGGGAACGGUGUCACGAACUUACCGACAUUGAUCGUAUAAUGGCACAAAUAGAAAGGGGAGAAGCGAAGAUUCAACGAAGAGCUAGUAUAAAACGCGCUUUGGACGCAAAAAUGGCAAGAUAUCGAGCCCCCUUUCAUCAACUCAGGAUUGCAUAUGGUACAAACAAAGGUAAAAAUUAUAUGGAGGAGGAAGAUAGAUUUUUGGUUUGUAUGUUACAUAAACUUGGAUUCGAUCGUGAAAACGUUUACGAAGAACUAAGAGCAGCUGUAAGAGCAUCGCCUCAGUUUAGAUUCGAUUGGUUUUUGAAGUCUCGUACUGCAAUGGAACUGCAGAGGAGAUGUAACACAUUAAUUACACUGAUAGAAAGGGAAAACCAGGAGUUGGAAGAAAAGGAAAAAGCUGAAAGGAAAAAGAAAAAUCCAAAAUCUAACAAUGUUACGGGAAUUCCCAAUCAGAGUUCGACAAAGGCAGCUCAAAAACGAAAAAAUGACAAUUCAAAUGUCUCAGGUACUGAGAAAAAGAAAAAGAAGAAGUGAAAUUUUCCUGCGUUUAGUUAACGAAUUUUAUAGAAUUCUUUGUCUCUGGUAUCAAAGGGCAUUUCGUGAUUCUCAACUUAUUUAGUAUGUACGUGCAUUUUGUAUUGUCCCAGUUUUUGUAGUACACAUACUUUUAAGAAUGAUGUACCUUAUUUAAUAAACGUCUUAUUUGUAAUACA
Molecule: messenger RNA, 3342 nt
Organism: Agrilus planipennis (emerald ash borer)
Lineage: Eukaryota; Metazoa; Arthropoda; Insecta; Coleoptera; Buprestidae
Product: chromatin-remodeling complex ATPase chain Iswi-like
Exons: 8
Coding region: 122-3163 (1013 amino acids)
Biological process (GO): regulation of transcription by RNA polymerase II; nucleosome organization
Cellular component (GO): chromatin; nucleus
Molecular function (GO): histone binding; DNA binding; ATP binding
Source: RefSeq, a predicted model, not a curated record